AUGGACCACACCUCUGGCCUGCACAUUGCCAACGUUCACUUGGGUUACAAGGAAGUAACGCUGCUCACCACACCUGCAAUGUGGGUCUGGGAGGAGGAGGAGGAGGCAGCGGCAGCCUUCCAAGGUCUCCCUCAGCCUCUCCCCCCACCCCCACCCCAGGAGAAGCUUGGCAAGAUGAAAGCGGGUGAGGCCAAGCUGGAGGCGGACAAGCAGCGCCUGAAGGCCGUCUUGGAUGCUGCAGAGGGUCGCUGCACCCAAGUGGAGCUGUCGAGACGCUCGCUGGAGGGGGAGCUACAGAGAUCCCGGCUGGGCCUCUCCGAUCGCCAGGUGGAGCUCCAGGGGCUGCGGGACCGUGUCGACGCUCUGCAGAGGGAGGUGGCCGAGGGGGAGAGGAGGGCGGGUGCCCAGCAGCUGUCCCUGGACCGCCUUAACCUGGUGCUGGCCAAGGCUGUGGAGACCGAGCGCUCCCUCCAGGAGAAGGUGCAGGCGCUCUCGGCCUCCCUGCUGGAGAGCAAGACCAACAGUGGCGCAGCCCAGGAGAAGGUGCUGGAGCUGCAGAAGGCGCUGGCGGCCAGCGAGCAUGAGCGGCGGGUGCUAAAUUUUGUUGUUUGGUUGUAA
Molecule: messenger RNA, 618 nt
Organism: Gekko japonicus
Lineage: Eukaryota; Metazoa; Chordata; Lepidosauria; Squamata; Gekkonidae
Product: rootletin-like
Exons: 3
Coding region: 1-618 (205 amino acids)
Source: RefSeq, a predicted model, not a curated record